Aegilops tauschii subsp. strangulata is the source of this 1263-nucleotide messenger RNA. The record is from RefSeq and is a predicted model, not a curated record. Lineage: Eukaryota; Viridiplantae; Streptophyta; Magnoliopsida; Poales; Poaceae.
AUGCAGGAGGAGUUCGACGUGCCGGUAAGCAACCGCACCUGGCAGCUUGUCCCGCGGCCCGCCCAUGCCAACGUCAUCACCGGCAAGUGGGUCUUCCGGCAUAAGACUCGUCCUGGCGGGUCUCUCGAGCGCUAUAAGGCUCGGUGGGUGGUACACGGGUUCCGGCAGCGUGCUAGAGUCGACUUCACCGACACCUUCGCCCCGGUUGUCAAACAGGGUACGAUUCGCACGGUCCUUCAGCCCGCGGUCUCUCGCGCCUGGCCGGUGCAUCAGAUGGAUGUGUCGAACGCGUUCUUGCAUGGCCAUCUCUCGGAGCAGGUCUUCUGUCAGCAGCCUACUGGCUUCGUCGACGCGGCUCGUUUUGACCAGCGAAUCGCCGGCUUCCUGCAGCAGCUUGGGUUCCAAGCUACUCGCUCCGACGCCUCGCUGUCUGUCUACCACCAGGCUCCGGCGACCGCUUACCUGCUCCUCUACGUCGACGACAUCAUCCUGACGGCCUCCUCGCCAGAGCUCCUUCGCCAGCAUACUGCUCGCCUCAGCGCCGAGUUCGCCAUUAAGGACCUCGUCCCGUUGCACUACUUCCUCGGCAUUGAGGUGGUACGCCGCGCUGACGGGUUCUUUCUCCACCAGCAGCAGUAUGCGCAGGACCUUCUUGAGCAGGCAGACAUGCUUAACUGCAAACCUGUCCCCACGCCUAUCGACACGAAGGCCAAGGUUUCUGCGCUCGACGGUUCACUCGCGCCGGAUGCGGCGUUCUACAGCUCCAUCGUCGGCGCCCUUCAGUACUUGAUGCUCACUCGGCCGGACCUGCAGUACGCCGUCCAGCAGGUGUGUCUCCACAUGCACGCCCCUCGCGACACUCACUGGAACCUGGUGAAGCGGAUUCUUCAGUAUAUCCGCGGCACCACGGCUCUGGGUCUUACGUUGACGGCCUCGCCCUCGACCGACCUUGUUGCCUACAGUGACGCCGAUUGGGCUGGCUGUCCGGACACCCGUCGCUCCACUUCGGGCUACUGUGUCUACCUGGGUCCCUCGCUCAUAUCGUGGUCGUCUAAACGACAACCCAUGGUAUCCCUCUCCAGUGAUGAGGCUGAGUAUCGUGCUGUGGCCAAUGCCGUCGCCGAGUGCUCGUGGCUCCUGCAGCUUCUCCAGGAGUUGCUUCUUGACGUCCCGGAGGCCACCAUUUUCUACUGUGACAAUGUCUCUGCAGUCUACCUCUCCACCAACCCCGUUCAUCAUCGUCGCACGAAGCAUAUAUAUUGA